AUGUCAAGCGAUUACAAAUUCCAAGGAUGGCUCGGCAUGGAUGCCGACUCGGUGAAUGGAAAGAUGGUAUGGAAGCAGUUCGAGCCGAAACCAUUCGAUGAGGCCGAGGAUAUUGAUAUUCGUAUAACACACUGUGGCAUUUGCGGGUCUGAUCUCCAUACACUUAGAUCGGGUUGGGGCCAGACUGCCUACCCAGUCUGCGUGGGCCAUGAAAUCGUGGGACAUGCUGUCCGUGUGGGCUCGAAGGUAAAGGGUAUCAAAGUGGGCGACCGAGUUGGUGUAGGUGCACAGUCGUAUGCGUGCCACAACCGCAACGGCGACUGUGAGGCGUGCGCAGAUGACUGGACGCCUCAUUGCCGCACCACCGUCGGUACAUAUGGUGCCAAGUGGCCGGACGGGAGCAAGUCCAUGGGAGGCUAUGCCGACUACUGGCGAGGGAGCUCCAGCUGCGUGAUCAAGAUCCCAGAUGAGAUACCCUCGGAUCAAGCCGCGCCCAUGCUAUGUGGUGGCAUCACGGCAGUCAAGCCGCUCUUCCAAUACAACGCAGGACAUGGGAAGAGGGUCGGGGUCAUUGGCAUUGGCGGCCUAGGCCACUACGGCAUCCUGGGCGCCAAAGCGCUCGGCUGCGAGCAGAUCGUCGCGAUAUCUCGCUCGAGCGCGAAGAAAGCCGACGCCAUGAAGAUGGGCGCCACGGGCUUCAUCGCCACCGACGAGGACCGCGAUUGGGCAUCUAAGCACGCCGGAUCGCUGGACCUCAUCGUCUCCACCGUCUCCAGCCCCAAGCUUCCCCUCGAACAGUACCUGCGCCUCCUCCGGCUACACGGUACGUUCGUUCAAGUCGGCGCGCCUGAAGACAAGCUCCCGUCUGUCUCGGCCUUCAGUCUCAUCGGCAACCACUGCUCCAUUGCGGGAAGCAUGAUCGGCUCGCCAAACGAUAUCAGGAAGAUGUUGGACCUGUUCGUGAAAAAGGGCGUGCACACCUGGAAUAAUAAUUACCCGAUGAAGGAUGCUAAUCAGGCACUGCGAGAUUUCGAGGCGGGUAAGCCGAGGUAUCGGUUGGUGUUGGUCAAUGAGCAGCAUCUCAAGUAG
This is a messenger RNA of Exophiala aquamarina CBS 119918, 1089 nucleotides long. RefSeq lists its product as uncharacterized. Lineage: Eukaryota; Fungi; Ascomycota; Eurotiomycetes; Chaetothyriales; Herpotrichiellaceae. The coding region runs from base 1 to 1089 and encodes 362 amino acids. Gene Ontology annotation, biological process: alcohol metabolic process. The transcript has a single exon. The record is from RefSeq and is a predicted model, not a curated record. Gene Ontology annotation, molecular function: zinc ion binding; alcohol dehydrogenase (NADP+) activity.